UCAAAAUAAAACCGUAAACUAUCAGUAGUUUCCGAAAGUGCUAAAUCUGACCUAGAUAAGGACGGAAGCCUACAUGCAGUUCAUCGGGGGUUUUCUGGGCACAGCAUGAUUAAUCAAUCAUCUGUUGUGGUUUUUGUGGCAUCUUCAGAGGACGUGUAAAAAAAAAAAUGAAAAAAGUUUAAUAAACAUUUGGAUCACUGUAUCCUGUCUGAUGCACUGUCUCUGCUUAAUGUAAAAUGAAAGAAGGUCAAAGGGAUGUGGGAAACGGUUCUUCCAGAAACCCACACAUGUAUGACAGCAUUAAUCUGAGACAAUCACUGCUUGUGUUGCAUUAAUCCAAUCUCUUGCUGCAACACUGGACAUAAUUACUUCCUAAUUUAAGACAAAUUACUAAGAAAAGGUGCCUCCGACACUCUGAAGUAAGAGUGAUUUUUUUUUUAUUAGGCUUAAAACACUGUAUUGUUAUGUCAAAAGUUAUGCAAGAUGACUCCAGCUUGUCUUUAGGUAUAAUAUUAGUAAUCAAGUCUUCUUUUGAAUUUUACUUUGGAACCGAAGUCAACAUUCUCUGAAAUCUAUUAAUGAUCAUGAAGGGGUGUGUGUGUGUGCGUGUGACGUGCAAUCAACUCCAUCGCGGAGAUUACCUCAGCAUCACAUCCUCUACACACUAUAAGUAGACUGACUGAUCAGUGUAGAAGUUAUGAAGACCUGCAUCUCAGCAUCUAGACACCUCAAUAGAAACCAACAUGGACCCAAGCAUGAGGACUUUCUUGCUCUUGGCACUGACGCUUGUGGCCGUUAAUGGAUCAAAACCCAACGUGGAGAAAAUUCUCUUAAGGGAAAUUAUAGAGAGCGUGGAAAAGAUCCUAAAUAACAGUUCAGCGAAGAUUAACCAAUUUGUGGAAGACAUAUUUCCAAGCAGAAGCUGCUCAAAGGAAAACCUUUGCCAAGCAGAAAUGGUCCUGAAGAACACACAUCUAAACCAGACCAAGCUACACAGGAACCUGCGUGCCUAUGCCAAACACACCGGGCACCAUAACUGUAGCGUUCACGCUUCAGUCACACAUCCGAUGAAGGAAUUUCUCACAAAAAUCAAAAAAUGCUGCCAAUUUCAACUUAAUAACGCACAUGUGAACAUAAGACAUUAGACUUCUUAUUCUAUAUUUUUUGUAUUUGCUCAUAUUUAUGUCAUAUUUAUUGUAUUUAUGAAUAA
Molecule: messenger RNA, 1210 nt
Organism: Pimephales promelas (fathead minnow)
Lineage: Eukaryota; Metazoa; Chordata; Actinopteri; Cypriniformes; Leuciscidae
Gene: il4
Product: interleukin 4
Source: RefSeq, a predicted model, not a curated record